Cladophialophora bantiana CBS 173.52 is the source of this 1005-nucleotide messenger RNA. RefSeq lists its product as uncharacterized. Gene Ontology annotation, molecular function: oxidoreductase activity, acting on NAD(P)H. The transcript is spliced from 3 exons. The coding region runs from base 1 to 1005 and encodes 334 amino acids. The record is from RefSeq and is a predicted model, not a curated record. Lineage: Eukaryota; Fungi; Ascomycota; Eurotiomycetes; Chaetothyriales; Herpotrichiellaceae.
AUGCCUUCGAAUAGAGCCGCAUAUCUAACGUCCGCGAAAUCAACUCCUCUCCAGGUCAAGUCCACCCCCUACACAAAGCCAGGCGCUCUGGAGAUCGUGAUCCAGAGUCACGCCGCGGCAAUCAACCCGCUUGAUCACAUCAAGCAGAGCAUGGGCGACCUGCUCUUCAACUGGGUAAAAUACCCAGCUAUCCUGGGAAGCGACGUGGUGGGCGAAGUGGUUGAGGUCGAAAAGGACGUCGCGUGGUUCAAGGCCGGAGAUCGUAAAUACACCGUCCUUCUGACGCACAUGGUGUCACAUAUUCCAGACACAAUCCCUGAUGUGGAUGCGGCCGUGACUCCGCUCAGGCUCUCCACUGCAGCGUGUGGGCUGUUCCAGACGGACCAGCUCGCCAUCCAACUUCCCUCGGUGCCGGCCGCAAAACCCACGGGCAAGACUCUGCUUCUCGCCAUCGCGGCCGGAUACGAGGUCAUCACCACUGCCUCACCGCGGACCUUUGAGCUCGUCAAGCGUCUCGGUGCAAUGAAAGUGUUCGACUACAGGAGCCCAACGGUGGCAGAGGACAUCAAGAAGGCGUUCAAAGGGAGAAUUGCAGCUGGGGCGCUGUCAAUCGGCCAAGGCGCGGCGGAAAAAUGCCUGGACAUUCUCGCCACUUGCAAAGGGAACAAGUUCCUCUCCAUGGCCAGCUACCCCUUUCCCCAGACGCCUCCUGAGCGCUUCAUCGUGCCCCAGAUCACCUUCCACUAUAUCACGUCACUGAUAUUUCUGUGGAUCAAGGCCACAAGGCACGGCAUCCGGAGCAAGUGCAUCUUCGGCGAUACGUUGGUUGACAAUGAAAUCGGGCCUGCAAUGUACGAGUACUUUCUCCCCGAAGUUUUGGCCAAAGAGUCGUUUGUUGCAGCACCGAAUUGUGAUGUCGUAGGUCACGGGCUGGAGAGCAUAGAGCAUGCUAUGGACCUACACAAGAAGGGUGCCAGUGCGGAGAAGAUUGUGGUGACAUUCUGA